Molecule: messenger RNA, 5245 nt
Organism: Cololabis saira (Pacific saury)
Lineage: Eukaryota; Metazoa; Chordata; Actinopteri; Beloniformes; Belonidae
Gene: tcf12
Product: transcription factor 12
Exons: 21
Coding region: 190-2313 (707 amino acids)
Biological process (GO): regulation of transcription by RNA polymerase II
Cellular component (GO): transcription regulator complex
Molecular function (GO): protein dimerization activity; RNA polymerase II cis-regulatory region sequence-specific DNA binding; DNA-binding transcription factor activity, RNA polymerase II-specific
Source: RefSeq, a predicted model, not a curated record
UGCAAAGCAAAAAUGUCUGCCUAAGGGAAACUCGUAACUGAUAUAUAUACAUAUAGAGGAUAUUUCCAACACAUAUUACUGCUUAAACCUGCCUUUUUGCUCCGUGGAGGCGUCUUGUCGGAAAGUGACUCUUCACCAGAUCACCCUAGUCGGGAUUUGAGCCAGAAAACAGUUUUCAAGAUCGCCAGGAUGAACCCCCAGCAGCGGAUUGCCGCUCUCGGAACAGACAAGGAAUUAAGUGACCUGCUGGAUUUUAGUGCGAUGUUCUCUCCACCUGUAGGUGGGGGAAAAAAUAGGCCGACCACUCUUGGAAGCAGUCAGUUCAGCGCUUCAGGUAUGGAUGAGCGAACCAACCAAGCGUCUUGGACCCCAGGUGGCGAGUCCAGCCCUUCCUAUGAAUCGUCCCGGGGUUUCGCAGACAGCCCUCAUUACAGCGAUCAUUUGAGUGACAGUCGAUUAGUGUCCCAUGAAGGAUUGUCCCCAACACCUUUUAUGAACUCAAACAUAAUGGGUAAAUCGGAAAGGUCUUCGUUUCUUGGCUUUGGGAGAGGUCCUGGAGCAACUGGUUGUCAGUCCUCUGUAAGGCCAGACAUCGGGGUGGCGAGUCCCAGCUCAGGGACCACAUCAGGGAAGUCCGCUGCUCCGCUCUACUCCUUUACUGGGGCCAAUCCCAGAAAACGUCCUCUACAAAAUCCUCCCCCAGUCGAUCCUCCACAAACGAAAAAGGUUCGCAAGGUCCCUCCUGGGCUGCCUUCAUCUGUGUAUGCACCGUCUCCAAACUCAGAGGACUUCAACAGAGAUUCCCCUUCCUACUCUUCUCCUAAACCGUCCAGCAGUAUGUUUGCAAGCACUUUCUUUGAUGGUACCCACAGUUCGUCCGACCCAUGGAAUUCAUCAAGUGGGAUCAGUCAGCCUGGCUACGGGGGAAUGCUCCCAGGGUCUUCAUCUCACAUGGCACAGUCAGGGAACUACAGCACCCUGCAUGCACACGACCGAUUGAAUUACCCAGCACACUCAGCCUCUCCUGACAUCAACGCCAGUCUUCCUCCCAUGUCCAGCUUCCACCGGAGCAACACCAGCACUUCACCAUUCGUUACUGCGGCACACACCCCAUCUGUCAACUCAGCUGAUGGGGUUAUGGCUGCUGCAAAUCGGGGAACAGCUACUGGAAGUUCCCAGACUGGAGAUGCACUGGGCAAGGCUUUAGCUUCGAUUUACUCUCCCGACCACACUAGCAGCAGUUUUCCAUCAAAUCCGUCAACACCUGUGGGUUCUCCUUCACCUCUGACAGCCGCAGCAGGUGCUGCCUCAGCAGGUGCCGUGGUGACUGCUGCUGGCACCCCGUCUGGAAGGCCAGGAACCAACCAGUGGCCCCGCUCAGGCGGACAGACUCCCUCUUCUCCAAAUUAUGAAAACUCCCUUCACUCACUGAAAAACAGAGUUCAUCAGCAGUUACAUGAGCAUCUCCAGGAUGCCAUGUCUUUCUUAAAGGAUGUUUGCGAGUCUCGAAUGGAGGAUCGUCUGGACAGACUGGAUGAUGCAAUCCUUGUUCUGAGGAACCAUGCAGUUGGAUCUACCGCCAGUCUGCCCAGCGACAUACACAGUCUGCUGGGACAGGCACAAAAUGGUCCAAUAACAGGACCAAACUUUCCUGCCUCAGCACUGGUUUCAAGUCGGACUGCAGCAAUGCAGGGUGGUGACGACGCUGCCAGCCUGAACAACAGCCAUGGUCUUCCCAGCGCUGGCUCGACAUCCAGCACAGAACUAAACCACCAAGUGGAGGCGUUCAGAGGUUUUAUUUCAGGGCUGUCGGGUCAGGUCCCCUCCACCUUGGAGCUGAAGGUUGAGAAACAGGAAAAGGAUGACAUGCAUGACAGCCUCUCCAUCGAUGCCAGGUCAGAUGACGAGAGUCACACACCCAGACCAGGCCGAGGCACAAGCAUUACUGAAGAUGAAGAUCUGAAUCCAGAGCAGAAAGCUGAACGCGAGCGUGAGAGGAGAAUGGCUAACAAUGCCCGUGAACGCCUGAGGGUGCGCGACAUAAAUGAGGCCUUCAAAGAGCUGGGUCGCAUGUGCCAGCUGCACCUGAAGAGCGAGAAGCCCCAGACUAAACUGCUCAUCCUGCAUCAGGCUGUGGCUGUGAUUCUGAGCUUAGAGCAGCAAGUCAGAGAGCGGAAUUUGAACCCCAAAGCAGCCUGCCUUAAGAGACGGGAGGAGGAAAAACGGUCUGGGAGCUCCAGUGACGCCCAACAAGCUCACACAGGAGUCCACCCAGGCCUGACCGACACAUCCAACCCCAUGGGCCACCUCUGAGCAGAACAAAGAUCAGAGUAAUGCAGGUGAUUUCUGUCCCGUUUGAGAGGGUGACCUUGCUUCCCAGUGACAGACAGGACUCACAGUUUGUGACACCAGUUUGGAGAAGACAGACCACUUGAAGCAAACCUAGUUCAACACAAUCCAAUCCUAAAAUUGAAGACAGGUCUCAGGGGGUGUCCAGCGCCCUGAGACCAGUUUCCAUCUGCAAAUUUCUCCCCACAAGAAAAAAAAAAACAAAGAAAAGAAAAACCUCAGCACAUAUCACUGUCUGCAAGAAGUGUGUUGCUUCUGAACAAUCAGAGACUUCGCAAUCUCCUCCAGCCGUAUGUGGAAAUUGCUUUGUGCCUAAACUGAAUUGACGAAUGCAUUGUAACAGCAAUUGUUUCUGUUUGUCUAUUUUUUUUCCUAUUUAUUAUGUUAUUGAACUAUAAAGUGUAUGUCUAAAGGGAAGGUUAGGUAAACUCAAAGAGAAGCAUUCAGCUUUUCAGUUGAUAUACAGUUUGCCAGUGUCACCAUUAAACUGAGCACUCCACCCAACCCUAGUAAGUCUUUGGCAAGUCCGAGAUGAAGGGAUGAAGGGAAAAGAUUUGGGCUCCGAGAGGACUGAGAUUAAUUUAGUUUAGAGUGAUAUUUAUAUCUAACAGAAAAUCAUCGAUAGCUGAUAGAACUAAUAAGACUGAUACAUCCCUUUUUUUUUUUUUUUUAAAGAGGUUAUAUUAUUUAUAUUUAUACAUACUUCAUUCUACCAAUUACCCCCAAUUACAGCAAAAACUACCUAAUGUUUGUUUCCAUGAGUUUCUAUGUGAGUGAGUGUAGCAAAUAAAAAAAAGAUAAUAUAAGGAAAGAAAGAAGCCCAAUUCCAUUAGCUUCAAGAAUAAUUUUAAAACAGGUGACACAAGAAUGGCAAACUGUAAUUUUACUGAAAGCCCAGAUUUAGUUGUGCUUUUUCUUUUUUCCUCAGUAGUGACAGUAAAAACACAAAGAGCAAGCUAUUUGCGGACCUUAGCAUUCCCUGCAUAUUUGUAGUGUCUUAACUAAAGGAAGAGGGGACGUCACUGCCCUGUCGUUCCUUUGCCAUAUAGUGUUAAUCUCCUGACGGUUACAUCUUCCUGAUGUCAUUACAGGGGUGGCUUUUGUGGGUUUUUUAUGUUUGUUUUGUUUGCCACCAGCUAAUCCGAGAUUGCUUAACGAAGAUGUAGUUAAAAAUAUUAACAUAAAAAAAAAAAAAAACAUAAAACGACGACCACAGUUUCUUCUGGCCUGAUGAACAUAUCAGUUUUCCUACUUUUAAUGUUUCGAUCGCAGUUAUUCAGAGAAAUGUUCAGUUAUUCAUGUUUGUAUUGUAACACAUCCUUUCUUUUUGACUUCCAGCAUUAUAAUGUUCAUUUUCUGUCAGUAGAGAGAACAUGUUAAUUUUUCAGCGACUGAUUUGAUCAGAGCCAUGAUGCACUUGAUUCACUCGACCAGGCUAGACAUUUCUUGGAUUUUAUUGAAUAUCAUUGAACUGUAAUGCAAUAAUGAACAAAAAGCAGUUAACAGGAUUCAUUUACAUUUCAAAAUGUUGUUCAUGUUUAUAUUUUGUUUUCCCUAUCAGUGUGCAUGCUUUUGUCUGUCCUUUUUAUAAAAAAAAUCUUUGGUCUUAAGACUUGCUUUGUAUUCCAUAUAUUUCUUUGUAUAUUGUGUUCUUUCAUUACUCACACCUUAAGGCUGACACGUUCAAUAUGAGUAUUCUGUACAAUAAAGGGACUUCAAUUAUAGUAUAGGAUGCCACAACAAGAGUUAACAUUCAAUAUGAUUGAAGUAACGACUUUAUUUUCAUGAGGGAAAAGGAAAAAACAACAACAUCCAGGUUCUGUGUAUUCUGACUGAAUGCCUUGUUCUUCAUUUCAGUAUUUCAUGAUCUUGUAUUCAUGUUGACAGACUUCAUUUGAGGGUAUAAUGUCACUUUCAGCUCUGUUCCUUUCAUUUGUUGUUUUUCUUGCUCUUACUUCUUUCUUUCUCUCUAUUUUUUUUUCUUUUUUAUGCUUCUCUGUUUGCCAAGUUAGACUUUGCUGUAUUCCCAGAUGCUCUCCCUUGUAUAAUAUAUGACGAAAGAAAUCAAAUGGAAAAAGAAAAAAAAAAACAUUUGGCUUAUUUUUCACUGUAGUUAGUCUUUUAUACAAUAAUACUGUAAGAAUAUUUCUUGAAUUCUAAAUAUUACUCUUUCUAGAUUUUUGAAAGCAAAAGUUUUGAGUAAAAAGUUUCUUACUUUAUUUUACUAUAUUAGAUAGUAAAAUGUACGGUUAUUUACCAUAACAUGUCCAUUAUUACAAGAACUUUACAAACUGCAUCUCCAAGACGCAGCUGAUCUUUUGCUUGUAGUCUAGUUCUUCAAAAGGCUUCGCUCGAGCUCCAGAUUACUAAAACGGUGGCUUCCGUUGUGCGCUUCACUCUCCAUUAAUGAUUGAUCAAAGAUUUGUUCUUGUGUCAAAUACAAAGUGUUGUUGAUGCGCAUAAAAAAAACUAAACAAAAUAAGACAAAAAAAAUUCAGCAGCAAGAAUUUGAAUUUUCUGUCUUUUUCAGCAGAAAAACAAAAUGUAUAUAACAUUUAUGUUGCAAUAAAUGUGCCAUCCUUUUUUAAACUCAAUUGUAUGUGCAUUUAUUUCUCUCUCUGGACAAACAUCUUUCUUUUUACUUUCCAUACUUGCAUUUUUUGCCACUACAUCAAAUUUUGUUUUUGUGAAAACACAAAGGAACGAUGAAGUAGGAUGAGCUCUGAGAUUUAUUUACUCUUUGUUAUUGUUUUUGGAGACAUUUCUACAGUGGAUUUAGGCCAAAUAAUUGUUUUAUAGUAUGUAACUUUUUUCCCCAAAAAAUAAUACCAGUGGACCAUUGUAGUAUGUAUGAAAAUUACUAUGAAUAUAUGUUUCUAUUUUUAAUAAAGUGUGA